Messenger RNA from Oppia nitens, 751 nucleotides. RefSeq names its product phospholipid phosphatase 1-like. The record is from RefSeq and is a predicted model, not a curated record. Gene Ontology annotation, molecular function: phosphatidate phosphatase activity. The transcript is spliced from 2 exons. Lineage: Eukaryota; Metazoa; Arthropoda; Arachnida; Sarcoptiformes; Oppiidae. The coding region runs from base 1 to 693 and encodes 230 amino acids. Gene Ontology annotation, biological process: phospholipid dephosphorylation; signal transduction; phospholipid metabolic process.
AUGGUUUUGUCGAAAAUAUGGACCAAAUUAUGGCCUCUAGUGUUGACAGUGAUGACCAUAAUAUCGUUAUUACUUUACAAAUAUAGUAAACCUUAUGAGAGAGGCUUUGAUUGUAGGGAUCCGUCUAUUAUGAAGCCUUUCCAUCCAAUUAUGAUUCCUAUGAAACAUUUGCUGGCAUUUGCUUACAUAAUACCAAUGAUUAUCGUAUUAUCGGUUGAAUAUCACCACAAAUCAAGUAUGAGUUCAAUAAUAUUGCGAAUCAAACAGUUUUAUUUAGGUCUCGUCUUAACAUUUAUUAUGGUGUUGUCGUGUAAGGCAUGGGUCGGCAGAUUAAGACCCAACUCUAUUGUCGGUAUAUGUAAUGCCCGACAUUAUUGUCAAUCGGACACCACAUACGUUGACCACUUUGUAUGCGAUAAUCCAUUGGCCAAACUGGUCAAAGAAUCGCGAUUAUCCUUCUAUUCGGGCCACUCGUCUGUCGGCACGUAUUCGGCUUUAUAUACAAUACUAUAUCUUUAUUAUCGAUUAAAAUUGAAGACUAAUUGGAUAUAUUUGACACAAUUGACUGUUUUUAUCAUUGGUCUCAUUCCUGGCAUUACUCAGGGUAUCAACUAUUGGCACCACUGGUCGGACAUCGGCACCGGCUAUAGUGUGGGCGCUAUAACUGCAUAUCUAAUCAUAAAUUAUAGCUAACAUAUCGUAUUUAUAGAUUUUUGUUAGAAAAUAAUAAAUUUAUUAAUUUUUAAUUAUC